Molecule: messenger RNA, 933 nt
Organism: Uncinocarpus reesii 1704
Lineage: Eukaryota; Fungi; Ascomycota; Eurotiomycetes; Onygenales; Onygenaceae
Exons: 5
Coding region: 1-933 (310 amino acids)
Source: RefSeq, a predicted model, not a curated record
AUGUCGGCUCCCGCAGAACGGUUUCAUGGUACAAGCAGCGUAGGCGGGUGGUCUUUCAUUGGGCUGCAGGCCUGUGGUUCGUUCAGUGAUGGUACAAAGGUGUCGAAGGAAAUGCGCCCGUCCCCAAGCAUCCCCCGGUCCCGAAACGACCCGGAGUUUUGCCCACAGGAAUGGAAACGCAUCCAACCAAUGGAUCAGCUAACUAUUCCCGUCGCGCAACGGCAUGACCCUCUGGAACUUCCGCCAGUUGCGGCCGUGGAUUCGCUCCUAUGGCACUAUAGCGAUAGCAGUAUUAUGACGAGUCAAAUAUCUCGACAGUGCAGGAGAUAUAACCAGGGUGAUCAUUUGGCCAAAACGCCCUCCGCGUCCUUCAAAAGAAGCCCAUUGAUUGUAGCCAUUCAUAAACCCAUCUCCAUACCGAAUCUGAUGAAGUCCCCGUUUUUGGAACCCCCGCCAUUCGCAUUGAUGCCUACGGGUUCGUGUUUUGGAAGCGGAGAUGACUAUUUCUCUCCGCAACCUCGCAAAGAAAGCGCCGAUAGGAAUGCAGCGUCCGGCCCGACAACUGACAAAGGCGCUGGAUGUGGCGCUGCCUUGGAAAGAUGGCCGUGCCUGGUUUUCUCUGAUGGUGGCAUGAUCGCCGGCUUGAAAGCAAUCGAUCUGGCCGUCAAAGAUGCCUCUCUUCGGGCGGAAUGCUCCGCUCAAGGCCGUAAACGACUCGAUCACCUCCAGCACGGUCUGGAUAGACCGCUUCCCGGCCAAAGUACGAGUCAUAUCUACAAGACGGCGGGAAGGGAGGAUGCAUUUCUGGAUACCGGAAAUCAAACGGGCGAUCUGCAAGAGGGAGACCAUGGCCCGGUUCCGAGCACAUUAGGCCUGUUCAAAGCACAAAAACCAAAAAGCCCAGCCCGUGAUCGUUUCUUCUACAAGGCCUAA